Molecule: messenger RNA, 7399 nt
Organism: Cladocopium goreaui
Lineage: Eukaryota; Dinophyceae; Suessiales; Symbiodiniaceae
Source: the annotation of a GenBank genome assembly
AUGGCUCACAGUUUCCCGAAGGAGAAGCUGAAAACUGUCGAAAGCCAGCUUUCAGAUGCAAGUCGGGAACAGGACCCAACAUGCAAUGGCAUGGCACGACAUGGUUGCGUUUUUGGACGCCCCUUCAUCGAAAAGCGAGCAAUCUACAUCCAUCACGGUGUCAGAGCAGGGUGGCCGUCAAGUACAUUCCAUACUGCGCAGGACGAGGUCAAAAGACUGCUGGAAGAAUUUGCAGCGUAUACACUUGCAAACGCAAAAGCUGAGAGCUUGGCGCUUAGCAUUUGUUUUACGCCAGAUGCGCAUGGAAUCCUCUCAGGAAUCCUUUGGGAGCCACUCUGCCUUGGUCAUGCCAAGGCCAAGACACCACAGAUGAGGGCAAAGCUGUCGAGAAGAAGAACAGGCCGGACGGAGCUGCACAAUGCCGUGUGCAGCGGUGACAAAGACUACGUCCAGCAGCUCCUGAAAAAUCACGCGUUUGUUGAUGCCACGGAUAGAAGUGGCCGGACACCACUACACUUGGCCGCCAGUGAGCUCUCGGAACCGGUCAAAAUCAUCGAACUACUGCUGGAGGCCAGAGCCAGGACUGAGGCUGAAGACCUCAGUUUCACUCCCUUGAAUUUGGCUUGCGAUUCGAAAUGCAAGGAAGCGGUGGCUGUUCUGCAGAGCGCCGGUGACGAAAACUGUCUUCAGCAGCUCCUGCAGAAUCGCGCGUCCGUGGAUGCCACUGACAGAAGCAGCCGGACAGCCCUACACUUGGCCGCCAACGAGGUCUCCGGACCAAGCAACAUAAUGCGGAUCCUACUUGAGGCUAGGGCAUCGCUCAUGGCCAAAGAUGUAACUGGUUUAACGCCCAUGACAUUGGCUUGCCAAUCAAACGAAGCAGUGGCAGUUCUGCAGAGUGUGAUGGCAGACCAGGAAGAGAAACUCAAAGACGAGGCCAGAGAAGAGUGGAACAAAUUUGUUUUCGAGAUCAAGGCACUUUGGGAGAGCAACAAGUUGAAGCAAGUCCUGGAGAUCCAAGAGCAACGAUUUGGCAAGGAGGAUAGAGAUACCCUCAGCACCAAGAUCGAUCUGGCGGCUGUUCUGCAGCAGCAAAAAGAUUUCACCGCAGCACAGCAACAGCUGGAGGAAGUGUUUGAAGGUCUUGGCCAAGCUCCGUCUACCAAUCUGAAGGACGACCCAAUUAUGCACAGGGCUGUCGACCACUUUGCGAGUUUACUCGGCUGCCUUCACAACGACAAGGAGACAAAGUUGAAGGAAGUCUCGAAAAUGCACUCACAGAAGCUCGGGGAGGACAAUCCAAAGGCGAUAAACUCCAAGGCUGAGCUCGCAGUUGUUCUGCAAGACUUGGAUAAGGAACAAGAAGCAGCUCAACUGUUGAAACAAAUUCUGAGAGAACCACAUAGACAUGACCCGGGCAUCGAUUUUAUUAAAGAUCGUGCACCUAGCUCUGGACCUGCUGCUGUGGAGGACUCAGUCAUGGAUGAAAAGCAGAAAUUCACCUUGCACUUCGUCAUGAAAGAGCGAGCACACGCCAACACCCAAGACACCAGCGACAUUAAAUAUGAAGGGAAGAUUCGAUCUGGAGCCUCUGCUUGCUGGAUCUCCUUUCCAGGCAAAUUUGCCGCGGGAUGGGAUGCUUUGGUUGCUGAGCUGCAUGGUGAUAGCGUGGCCUGCGUCUUCUUGAGCACGCCAGAAUCUGGCUUAGGCAAACACCAUACGUUCAAAGAUGGAAGUUGCUACUGCAAGGAUAUUUACGGGGAGAGGGACUUUCAGACUUUCGGUUACUUGGUGAAGAUGAAAGAACUUGACAGCGACAAGUUGAAACGUGAACAAGAAAAGGCGAAGCUGACGAAUGCUGUCAUUGUUCCUGCAAAUGCAACACCUGAGAUGGAGGAGAGGUGUAGACAAGAGGCGAAGAGGAACUGGGAGAUGAAUGGCAAGAGGGCAGCGUGGGGAUGUCAAUGGUUUCAUGUUUGGAAGGAGAAGGUGCACGAAGCCGUUGAGAAGAAGCAGACUCUCAGAGUUGUGUUUUUUCCUGGCCAAAAGGGCCAAGGAAAAUUAAUGCUUCGAGAGCUCAAGUACAGAGACUUAUGGGAUGGCGUUGGCUGCGGCGGAAGCCAGAAAUGUGAGAUCGCAUAUGUAGAACACAUGCGGGCUGAGCAUGGCUCGGCGUGGGACUAUGAGGAGAUUGACGUAACCAGGUUUUUGGAGAAAGAGUUCCCGGUGCAUUCCACGGUUGAUGCCAAGCAUGGCAACAGGUGGCGAACAGGCGUGCUGUUGAUGACUGUCCCAAGUUUUGACCAUGAUGUAGUGACAAGGUCGGCAGAAUUAAAGUGGAUUGUUCAGUGCAAAGAGACACAACAAAUCUUUGUGUCGAGGCACAUUCGUCACGCAACAGAAGCAAUUCACAAUUUGCUCGACACCGGUCGCCAUGAUUUUUUGAAAAAGGCCUUGCAGAGUGCCAUUCCCCAGGGGAUUCAGGCAGAAUUGCCCUAUCAAACAAGACUGCCACAUGGUACCCCAUCGAUAGCUUUCAAUGUGAAGACCGACAAGAUUGAGAUCGCUCAAAAGCUGCGGGAUCAAGUUCUCAGUGGUGAGUUGAAUUUGAACAUGAAGCAAGCUUUGGCACAGGAUCCUCAUGCUAGAUCAGAGAUUCACGUGGACCAGUCAGAGUUUCUGGACAGCUAUGAUAGGAGUCUGCAGAGGCUGUCAAAGCUUACUCAGCAUCAGGAAGAGAAACUGAAGGAGCUGAAGCAACUCGACAAUCAAAACCUGCACCUAACUGCCCCUGCUGUAGCCAUUUUGGCUCAAGCCAUUUUGGCUCAAGGUGAUUGGCUCAAGCCGCCCAGGUUUGUAGCCAAGCAAAUAGGUGAGAUGAACAGAGAUGACGAUGGACAAUGGUUUGUGCAAUGCCGGGUGUAUUGCAUCUUACUCACUGUUGUCUCUGCAGUGUCACAGUGGUGCCAGCAGUUUCAAUUCACAGGUCGUAGAAACAGUCCAGAGACACCGGAACAGAAACUGCUGCAAGGUUUGCAGAUUUUGUUGAAAGAUACUUUGCAGGCCUCUAGCUCCGGAGCCUCAAACAAAAAAGGCAAGGGUAAGGGCUCCGGCAAAAGUAGUGGUAAAAGCCUACCUUCCAAACAGAGAGAUGCGAACCAUGAUGGCAGCUAUGGGCUGAUUCAAGCCUUGCAAAAGCUAACUGCCCGAGCCGCAAAGAAACCACAAGGGUUGCUCCAAAGGUUGAAAACAUUGGUUCAAGUUACUGAACGUGGUAUGUUGCGACCAAACAAGAGAAAGAAAGAUCUGCCGCCGCAUGAGGCGGUCCCGCCAGUGAAACCAAGCACACGAUUCAAAAGUUCAGAAAAUUUGGUAGAUGGUGCUCCUAAGCCAAAAACACGAUGGCAACGCGACAGAUCCUGGAAAGCCCGUGCCCAGGACUGGGGCGUCAAAACUGUUUUGCGUGGCCCCACAGCUCUGUGCAACGCUUUUGACAGUGGGGACACCGGUGCUCUCCUGUGUCAAGUACAAAAUCUGGAUGAUUGGAAUGAAGCCCUCCAAAUUUCUCAUGCUGCUGGUCGCACCAAUGUCACGGUUGUUCUUGAAGCUGCACCUAACAUGUCUCCAGAACUUGGCAAAUUGAGAUAUCAUGGUUGGACAGCCUUGAACACACGUGCAGCUGGUUAUGCCGAUGAUAAAUUGGUCCAGCGCUUGGUUUGGAUUGCGCGGUGCUCGCCAAAUGCACCCACAUUGGUUCCAGGAUCCGUGCUGACAGGCGCCAGGCGGCCUGUUGUCCAGAAACACGGCCAUGAAGCUGAAAACCUGGUUCGAGGAUUUGCUCGCGUCAAAGGCAAAGACAGGGCCCUGCAGUUGAUUAAAGCGAGCGGCUCAGAACACAAAGGAAAUGUCCAGCCGUUGAAAGCAGAAAAUGAUGAUGAUCGCGGUAACGAAGCUAUGGAUGUCAGUCUGAUUAGCGUCCCAGAUGCAAGUGAUGUUGAGGAUGAGCCCAUGCAUGUCCAGGGCACCAAACGCAAAGACCAGGCCAUGUUGACCAGCCCGCAAAAAACUGGUCAUGACAAAAAGAGGAUGAAAGUGCCCGAGUGGCUUCAAAAAGUUCCGAACCCUGGGGAAGGGAAUUGCUUGUUUUACUGUCUAGCUCAGGCGGAGUCUACCCCAGGUAAGUCCCGCAGCCACAGGCAGGUGCGUGCAUUUGUUGUUGCCUACAUGACCAAACACUUCAAGAAAUACGAGGAUUUCUGGGACGGUUUAAGCCCGAGCAACAUUCCCAUGGAGGGUGGGUUUGACGAUUAUUUACAAGCCCUUGAAAAAGAUAAAGCUUGGGCGGGAUAUUGUGAAAUCGAAGCAUAUGGCGAAGCCAUGCGCCGACCUGUACUUGUUGUGCAUGCCAAGGACAAUGUUGUCCAUGCUUUUAAUAGUCAUGGCGAUAAGGAUGUUGUCUGUCUCUGGUACAAGGAUGAACAUUAUGAGCUUAUUGUUCCUUCAGACGCAGAUAUUCAGGCCCUGUGGCAGAAUGCUGAAGACGGUGGCACCAAGGGUUACCGCGGGGCCGCAAAGAAGGCACGCUUGGCUGCCGACAAUGCCCCAAAAGGGGCCACCAGAGGCGACUCCAUUCUUCGCCUUUGCAAGAGAGCAAGCGUGUCACCUGAUGUACCUCACAGAAGCAUUUUGCCUUGGAAGCUGAAGCAUCGCCAGAUGUAUGUGCAACUCAACAAGUUUGCCAAGGAGCAAGGUCCUUGUGGCGGGCGGACUGCUCGUGCCGAGUGGUUAGCCAUGCCUGGUCGCCAAAAAUGCUGGCGUCAGGCUCCCAAAGAGCGCCAAGAGGCGCUGCACAAGGCUUGGCGUUUGAGUGCUACUGAGCGUAGGCAGAUACCUGCACUUUGGGUAGGUGAUUGGAACGAAACUCCUGAUGACAACGCCGCAUCCAUUUUCUUGAAUGGCAGUGUUCUGGCUGUCACGGAUCCUGAUCAAUGGGAUCCCGACCAAGAUUGGGCAUAUUUUCACCAGUUUGCUGAAAAGAGCAUGCGUGAAGCAUUGCACUUGUGUGGCCAGCCCGUGCCUAGGCCGCUCUCAGAGCCUCGGGGUCUGCAGCCGGAUGUGACGGGUGGUUUGGCCAUUGAAAACAUGCAACUGCAAGGGUUGCCAGAUGAGUGGGCUAACAUUUUGAUGUUUGUAUGGGGUCAUCAAGUGCGAUGGCUGUGCUUGGGGAAAGCUGUGCACCCAACGCCGGAGCAUGUCCAGACCUCCAUGCCGCAAGGUGAUGCCUUUGCACCUCUGGCUCUUAUCAUGUUGCUCAUUAGGAUGCCACGACCUGGAGGCUGGCAGAGUUUCAUUUGCGCACGCAUGCGAGAGCUGAACUGGGAAUUUCGCGGUCCAUGGAUGUUUGCACAUGAGGAUUUGGGUCAUGUCGAUUUAUCCAAUCCAGAUGAAGCUGUUGUGAAACUCACCGAGCACAAGGUGAGAGAAAGUUGGCGCCGAGUGCAAUUUGCCCUUUGGAAAAAGCAGUCCCUGAAGAUGAAUUGCAAAAUCGUCUUGCUUGGCCCACACGUGGGUGUGAUGCAUAUGAUAGAGCGGUUCUUCACCACAUGGUGGCAAGCUGCAGAAACAGUGGAAUCAACCCGUGACGCAAUGAAAACCCUGAUGCGAAGGGUCAUCAUGCUUCAGAAGCCCUAUGAAGAGUUUGUUUUCUUGAGCACUCAAGGCAAUCAGAUCGUGCAGACUUCGACCAAGCCAGUGUCAUUGAAUGAGAAGUUCUUCUUGGCAGUAUUUGAUGAAAAUCAUGAAGUUUUUAGCCACUGCAGGAACAUUUCAGAGCAUGUCAGCUCAGAAAGCACACUUUUGCUCUCAGACACUUCUCAGUGUUCUGAUAUGAAUGUGAACAUCAAUUACCCAAACAUCAAGUGUGUAGCUUUGACGGAGGUUGUAAGGAGCACCAAACGAAUAGUUAGAGGAGCAGCCGCAUUUCAGAUCUUGAGUGAAGAGCAACAAGCGACAAGUCUUGGCACAGAUGGCCCACCUCUAAAAAGUUUUCUUUUUCAGAGUGCAGAUGAAAUUACGGCUAGUGGGUACAAGAAGGAAUACUCCGCAUUCGUCGUGAAGGCCUUCUCACAUGCGGCUCAAUCAUACCCCAACCUGUGCAGUUUUAACAGUCGUAUUGCUAUCCUGGUCCCAGAUGACAGAUUUUUGGAAUCUCUCAAAGGGCCUUUGCAGGCAGAGCUGUGCCAUUCGUUCAGACAUCGAAGCUUUCGGUUGGUUUCGUUCAGUGAAUCCCUCAGUUUCCUGCCUACAUACUCAUCUGAAACAAAAGAUGAAUUGAUAAUUCUGGAUACAGUUGACAGCAGCAGAGGCCAUGAGGCCUUAAUGGUCAUUUGUGUUGGGCUCGACGAACCGAUUGAGGGUCAAGGCGCCAAAGUGAACUUGGUGACUCGGGCCAAGCUGUAUGUCGGGAUUUCCAGAGCUCAAUUCAUGGUGAUGGUCGUCAACUGCCAUGUGCCUGGUGGGUGGUUGGAAUUUUUGGCCAAGCUGGAAUUCAAGGAAAGCAAAUUCCAAGAAGCAUCUGGACGUGCGGAGAUUCGAACGAAUGCAGCUGUGGAAACUCUGAAGGCAUUUGUGAUGCCAAGCCCUUCGCAUGUGACAGUUCGCGAAAGCGGACAUGGUGCCGAUGAACCAAAGCACGAUAAGGACACCAAACCAGAGCAGGGGCAGGACCUGCCUGAACAGACGGAGCUCAAGGUACUCAAGAGCUCUGUGUGGGAUACGAUCAUUGACAGCAAGAUCGCAAACCAGAUUCACCAUCUCCGAUUUGACCCCCGUGCCGAGGCAACAACCCCAGCAGAAGCUGAUGCAAAGGAAGAUCCGGAAGAUUUGGAAGAUCCAGAACAAGUCGAAGCCGACGAAGCGGCAGCGGCGAAAUACGACAACAUCGCCGUGGCGGCGCUGCGCGGCGACCUGGCGGCGGUGCGGGGCCACCUGCGCCGCGACCGGCGCUGCCUCGGCCGACUCUUCGAGUUCGGGGGAGGCGGCCGCCGGGCCGCGCUGCACGCGGCAGCAGCCUACGACCGCACGGCGGUCGUCGCCUUUCUCCUGGCGGAGGGCGCGGCCGUGGACGUCCGGGACGACCGGCGCGGUUGGACUCCGCUGCAUCAUGCAGCACUCAACGGCCGCUUGGAGAGCGCCAAGCUGCUGUUGGCGGCGAAGGCCUCGGUGGACGUCAAGAACGACAACGGCGAAACACCCUUGGAUCUCGCGAGACAGGAGGGCAAGACGGAAGUGGUGAACCUGCUGAUGGGCAAAGCAUGAAACGUAAGGUUCGCUAUUGUGAUUUGAACAUAUUUCAAUUUCGGGCCAAAGGUGCCUUUGGAGUGCAUCAUGUGAUAUGAUC